AUGUUGCAAACGGAGGCGAUUACCACAGAAGGGCUACGAAUUCAGGGCCAGGCCCCAGAUGAUCCCUUGCUCCCCAGAGUCAAGCAAGCGCUCGAGCUCUCUGGCCUUCACAGCAGAGAGCUGAUGCACUCUGACGGACACUGGUGCGGCGAAGUCAGAACCAACGCAACAACCACCGCUGAGCAUGUCCUGCUGUGCCAGGCUCUCGGCAUUGACCUUGAUGCGGACAGAGAAGCAUUCAUCUCCUGGUUUCGUUCCACGCAGGGUGCUGACGGUGGUUGGAGUAUCGUCCCCGACCAUGUGGGUGAUAUCUCGGUGACCGUAGAGGCGUACCUUGCGUUGAAAAUCCUGGGGGUCUCAGAGGACGACGCGACAAUGCGCAGCGCACGAGACUUUGCGAUCACAGCGGGUGGUGUCGCGAGAGUCCGCAUCUUUACCCGCAUAUACCUCGCCAUGUUCGGCUUAUUUCCUUGGGCCGCUGUACCGGAAUUGCCUCCAGAGCUGAUCCUGCUGCCUUCCAUGGUACCAGUCAGUAUCUAUCACUGGUCAGCUUGGGCGCGGGCAACUGUGGUGCCUCUUCUGAUUAUCUCACACCAUCGCCCAAUCUAUGCUCUUCCGGCUGGAAAGUCAACCUCUAGCAACUACCUGGAUGAGCUGUGGUGCAACCCGAAGGAUAAAAUGGUACCAUACAAUCAUGAUCAACCGACGGCAUGGAGAUUCGACCCGUUUAUGUUGAUCUUCACUUUGGCGGACUCGAUCCUGCACCGCUUGAAUGGGCUGAGAUCUUUGAAUCCCAUCCGCCCAUUCGCACUUCGAAAGUGUGUCGACUGGAUUCUGGAGCAUCAAGAGGAUGUGGGAGACAUCGGAGACAUUAUGCCGCCGCUACACGGAACUAUCCUUGCUCUAAACCUUGAAGGCUAUCCGCUGCAUUCGGACCCAAUCCGCCAGGGCCUAGAAGCUAUCGAACGCUUCGCAUACCGUGACAAGCACGGAAAGAGAAUCCAAACCACGGUCUCUCCAUUCUGGGACACGAGCUUAAUGCUUAUUGCCCUCGGCGACGCACGCAUGGAAUCCGGCCCGUGGCUCACAAGGUCCUUGGGCUGGCUACAGCAACAUCAGAGAUUAGGCAACUAUGGAGACUGGAAGGUGAACAACCCUGGGCUAAAGGCCGGCGGAUUCAGUUUCGGGUAUUUCAACACAUGGUACCCUGACGUGGAUGAUACAGCAUCCGCCGUUAUGGCAAUAAUCCGGCAAGACGAGCGGCUGGUUAGCUCUGCCUCCAUUUUGGAUGCCCUGAAUUGGCUUCUUGGAAUGCAGAAUACCGACGGGGGCUGGGGUGCCUUUGAUCGCGAUAACAAUAACCUAUUUCUGAACAAGAUCCCGUUCAGUGAUAUGGAGGCAUUGUGCGAUCCGUCCACCGCGGACGUGACUGGCCACGUCCUUGAGGCUUUUGGCGUUUUCCUAGCAGUCAGCGCACGGCAGGAAUCGCAGAAUAAGGCAAACGUCCUCACUGAUCGCAUUGCGUCGGCCUCUCGAAAAGCCUUAUGUUACUUGUCGGCGACACAGGAACCAUCCGGAGCCUGGUAUGGGCGCUGGGGCUGCAACUACAUUUACGGAACAAGCGCUGCCCUCUGCGCAAUGGCAUAUUUCGGCUCGAAGGAUAGCAUAUGGUCCAAGAGAGCCGACGGCAUGAAAAAUGACGUCGACCUAGCGAUUCGAUGGCUGGAGACGGUUCAAAAUCGAGACGGUGGGUGGGGCGAGACCGUGGACUCUUAUAAAGAUUCUUCGCGAGCUGGCUCUGGCCCAUCAACGGCAUCGCAGACUGCCUGGGCGCUUAUGGCUUUGCUCCCAUACCUACCACCGUCCUCAUGGGCAAUACAACGGGGAGUAGAGUACCUUUUGCGGACGCAGACGAGGACUGCUUCUCAGGGAGCUACGUGGCAGGAGAAGGCUUAUACCGGAACUGGAUUCCCGAAGCACUUCUACAUGGGAUAUUCCCUCUACUCUCAUUAUUUUCCCAUGAUGGCCCUCGGCCGAUACGCUUAUCCAUGCAUCGAGUGGCAGGAGAAUUGGCGGCCGAAGACGGAGUGA
This is a messenger RNA of Aspergillus pseudoviridinutans, 2091 nucleotides long. Its product is annotated as terpene cyclase/mutase family protein. The transcript has a single exon. Bases 1 to 2091 code for a protein of 696 amino acids. Gene Ontology annotation, cellular component: lipid droplet. Lineage: Eukaryota; Fungi; Ascomycota; Eurotiomycetes; Eurotiales; Aspergillaceae. The record is from RefSeq and is a predicted model, not a curated record. Gene Ontology annotation, molecular function: intramolecular transferase activity. Gene Ontology annotation, biological process: triterpenoid biosynthetic process.